CUAUCAACUCAGGUUCUUCUUUCUCACUUCAUCUUCUAAUUAAUAGCCACUCCUCCCUAGUACUACUGUUUCUUACUAGUUGAGUGUUCAUUUAUCAAAAAAAUGGGUUCAGACAACAAUGUUCUUGCUGUAAUUGCCAAAAAUAUUGAUGUUCUUGCUUUGCCUCUAGUCUCUCUUGUUUAUCCUCUGUAUACAUCUAUUAAGGCAAUAGAAACAAAGUCUCGUGCAGAUGAUCGACAAUGGCUAACGUAUUGGGUUCUUUAUUCUUUGAUUACUCUCUUUGAACUUAGCUUUUCUAAGCUCAUUGAAUGGUUUCCAAUAUGGUCUUAUGCAAAACUAGGUGCAAUAUGUUGGCUAGUUUUACCUUACUUCAAUGGAGCAUGUUAUGUUUAUGAGAAUUUUAUAAGACCAUUUUAUAGAAAUCCACAAGUUAAAAUAUGGUAUGUUCCUUUGAAGAAGGAUAUUUUCAGUAAGCCAGAUGAUGUUCUAACUGCUGCUGAAAAAUAUAUUGAAGAACAUGGACCACAAGCAUUUGAAAGGCUUUUAGCUAAGGCUGAUAGAGAUGCAAGAACCAGAAGGAACAACUACAUGACCUUUGAUGAUGAUUAUCGAUAUUAAUUAAUUUCUCUUUGUACUAUUAAAUUACUUCUUAAUUAGUUAUGUGUGUUAAUUACUUUGAUGAACUAUGUUUGGAUAAUCCUUUCAGUUUUCACUC
This is a messenger RNA of Solanum verrucosum, 715 nucleotides long. RefSeq names its product HVA22-like protein c. Bases 103 to 618 code for a protein of 171 amino acids. The record is from RefSeq and is a predicted model, not a curated record. NCBI's taxonomy places the organism in Eukaryota, Viridiplantae, Streptophyta, Magnoliopsida, Solanales, Solanaceae. The transcript has 5 exons.